GCGUCGACUUUGUUGCUGGCAUAUUCCUCUUCGUCUAGCUAAGUCGAGGUGCAUAUUCCUUGGAAGCCGUGAAUAUUCCAAGUCAAACUCAGUAUGUGGAGCUAAAGAUCAUCUCAGAGUAAAGAUGGGAGAGUUGAGGUCGGAUACUGCUGCUGCUGUUUUUCUUGCUCUUGCUUUUGUUUUUGUUCAAAGUUAUGCAGAAAUUUCCAUUGGUAGAAGAACAAGCAGUUUUGUAAGAACAGAUAAUCUGUCUCUUGAUAUGCCUUUAGACAGCGAUGUCUUUAGAGUGCCUCCUGGUUAUAAUGCUCCUCAGCAGGUGCAUAUUACACAAGGAGAUUAUGAGGCAAACAGUGUGAUUGUCUCUUGGGUUACUCCAGAUGAACCCGGCUCAAGUUCAGUGCAAUACUGGGCUGAAAAUAGUGAAAUCAAGAAUAGUGUAGAAGGUUUGGUUGUGAGAUACAAAUACUUCAAUUACACUUCUGGUUAUAUUCACCAUUGCACCAUCAAGGAUUUGGAGUUUGACACUAAAUAUCAGUAUCAGGUUGGAACCGGGAAUGCAAUCCGGCAAUUCUGGUUCGUAACCCCUCCUAAAUCUGGUCCAGAUGUUCCUUAUACUUUUGGCCUUAUAGGCGAUCUUGGCCAAACUCAUGACUCCAACCGAACACUUGCUCAUUAUGAGUUAAGUCCAAUAAAGGGACAGACAUUAUUGUUUGUUGGAGACCUUUCCUAUGCAGAUGAUUAUCCAUUUCAUAACAAUAUAAGGUGGGAUACAUGGGGAAGAUUCAUAGAAAGAAAUGCUGCCUAUCAACCUUGGAUUUGGACAGCAGGGAAUCAUGAACUUGAUUGGGCUCCUCAAUUUGGCGAAAGAAAACCCUUCAAGCCUUAUUUAAACAGAUUCCAUGUCCCAUAUAGAGAAUGUGGCAGCACUUCUCCUCUUUGGUACUCCAUCAAGAGAGCUUCAGCUUACAUCAUUGUCAUGUCCUCUUACUCAGCUUUUGGGAAAUACACUCCCCAAUACAGAUGGCUAAUAAAUGAGCUGCCUAAAGUGAACAGGAGCGAAACACCAUGGCUCAUUGUUCUUAUGCAUGCGCCAAUGUACAAUAGUUAUGCACAUCAUUAUAUGGAAGGGGAAACCAUGAGAGUGAUGUAUGAAGAAUGGUUUGUGAAAUACAAAGUUGAUGUCGUCUUUGCCGGCCAUGUUCAUGCCUAUGAACGAUCUGAACGUAUAUCAAAUAUUGAAUACAAUAUAGUAAAUGGAUUGUGCACUCCCAAAAGUGAUCAAUCUGCUCCAGUUUACAUUACCAUUGGAGAUGGAGGAAAUCUUGAAGGACUAGUGACAGAAAUGACAGAGCCACAACCAAGUUACUCAGCUUUUCGUGAAGCCAGCUUCGGUCAUGGUCUUCUCGAUAUAAGGAACAGAAGUCAUGCCUUUUUCUCUUGGAACCGCAAUCAGGAUGGCUAUGCCGUGGAAGCUGAUUCUGUGUGGUUGAUUAAUAGAUAUUGGAGCUCCUUUGAACGAUCACCCACGGCCGCAUUAUGAAAGAGAGAAUCAUUUUGUGAUUCUCAUUCCUUAUGUAUCAGUGUUUGAUUAUUUAUAUAUACAGAUAUAUAGAUGGAGGUGGAGUGAAUUUUCUACGCAUGGGAUCUGUUCCGACCCGUUCGGGUUCAAUUAAAUGGACUCUUACACGGGGGUAUGGACAUUAUUCUCUACGGAUUUGAAUUGUGGCUUCCAGUGUCCACAUAUAUGUAAAUCCAUUUUUUAAAAAAAUUAAAAUAUUAGUGAAAAUUUUAUUUGAGCUUAGUAUUCUAUACAGAA
Messenger RNA from Jatropha curcas, 1816 nucleotides. RefSeq names its product purple acid phosphatase 2. Lineage: Eukaryota; Viridiplantae; Streptophyta; Magnoliopsida; Malpighiales; Euphorbiaceae. Gene Ontology annotation, molecular function: metal ion binding; acid phosphatase activity; protein binding. The record is from RefSeq and is a predicted model, not a curated record.